Molecule: messenger RNA, 3807 nt
Organism: Hyla sarda
Lineage: Eukaryota; Metazoa; Chordata; Amphibia; Anura; Hylidae
Exons: 19
Coding region: 1013-3793 (926 amino acids)
Biological process (GO): protein phosphorylation
Molecular function (GO): ATP binding; protein tyrosine kinase activity
Source: RefSeq, a predicted model, not a curated record
GGACCUGUGUGAUACUGUGGAGGAGGCGGGGCUGAGCUGAGCUGGAGUGGAGGUCGCAUGUCACCCCAGUAGAAAUGUAAUAUCCCACGAUGUUUUCUGCUGUGAUUUCUAUGUUGUGUCAGCACCAUAUCCUACUGUAAAGCAAGAAGAAAUUGAUAGGGUGAUGACUGAGAAAAUUGUCAACCCUCUUGAGCAACGUGGAUAUAAGUGUUACCUUGGAUAUAGGGACAUACCUGGUGGUGAAUUUGUGAUACAAGCCUUAAGUUACCCAAUUACCAUCAUCCCAACUACCAUUAUACCAGUUUAUAAGGAUAGGAAUUUCUCAGCAAUUCGUAAUCUUCUUAUAAUACCAGAAUUCCUGAAGAGAAUUGUGUUUGUCUGCUUUGAUAAAACACCCAUUGAACCUUCAGCUGUUUCCAAGAUCUGUUUAUCAGUUGACAUUAAUAGUGCCUUUCUUUUAUCAAAACUGGAAAAAACAAUCAGGUCAAAUUGCUUGCGCGUUCCACUUAUAGUCCGGAAAGAAAAAUUUGAAAUGUCCAGCUGGGGGAGUGAUCCUCAAUUGACUGUAUCAUCAGCAGGAUCAUUUGGAUUUAAUAGGGACAUUCUGUUUUAGUGAAGCCUUGAUAAGAGAAGGACUUACAUUGUGACCAGGCAGUAGGGUCCUUUUAGGAGAUCUGACAUGUCUAGGGUUUCAUUUCGAAUAAGACAAAAGUCUGUAUCAGGUGUCUUAGAAGGGGAGAUUUCAAUUGAAAUUAAAAGUGAAUUAACCUCCCCUGAAGAACUUCUCAGUUGUUGCUAUAACGCAAAUGAAAAUAUUAGGAAGUGCGCAGCCAUACGUCUGAGAAAGUUAUUCCAGGAAGACUUUUGGAGCGACAACCUUUUACAACUACAAACCUUUGAAAAGCAAGUCAGGAGCUUGACUGAAAAGCAUGAUUCACUUAUCUAUAUGAAGCUGUACUUUUGAAUUUCAGUUGCAAUAUUUUUUAGAAUAUACAAAGGCAAUGACUUGAAUAUGAAGAAGUACAUAAAAAUUCUAACAUUACCACAGUAUAAAAUCAGCAAAAAUCCAAUUGAUCGGCUUUGUCAACAAGUCUACCUCAACCUUGUUGCUUCUCUACACGCAAAGAUGAAGGCAUGGCCUAAUAAACUGGACAACAAUAAUCUUUAUGUCAAAAAAUUUGAAAAGUGCCUUGAAAUGAUCAAUGAGAGUUCACUAGAUGAAGAGAGUAUUCCACCAGAUGCACUGAUCAAGAUUUUAAUCAGUUUACCAUGGGAUAUGAAGCACAUCUUCAUAGUAACCAUUGCAGAAAAGCAAUUUCAAAAGAAAUAUAUACCAUCAAGUGUGACCUUUUUCAGUAAAAUAUUUGAUAUACUUGGGAAAAAGCAUUGGGCAUUGUUUCUUGAUGUGCUUGAGAGACUAACAGAGUAUACUCUAGAAGACUACACUGAAGGUUCAUUGAAGGCCUGUAUGGAAAUCCUUCACAGUAUUAUUAUCUGGAAUUUACAAAGAGGUAGGAGAAAAAAUGAUAAGCUCAGCAUUGUACUGAAAAAUGUUAUGAGCAAACUUGUCUACCAUCAUGAUUAUUUUGUCAGACGCUUUGUCACUCCAUUGAUGCUUGGUAAAGACUUUGUUUCUUUUGAUGUUUCCAAACUGGGUAACAGUUUUAUCAAAGUGGAUGAAGACCUAGUGGAGAUGUGCAUACGAGAACAUAUAAAUCAUAACUGCCCUGGUAUAGUGCUUAAUCAUGAAGUACCAACAAAAUCUUUACAUUCUUCACUGUAUGAAGCAAAAACUCCAGAAGGUCAUUCACUGGUGUACGUAUUUAAACAAAGGACCCUUAAUGAUAUCCUGCAAACCAACCGCACAGUUGAUGCCUACGAACAUUUCCAGGAAAUGUCAAGACUCAUUAAAACUUGUCAAAAACAUGAAAAUAUCGUAGCACUGAGAAAUGUGCCAGUAAAAGGUAUUCUGCCAUUUUUUGUAGUUGAAAAUGGGAAACCUCUUUUAGAAUAUUUGCAUAAAAAGGAAAACCAACUUACUUGGUUUCAGAUGAUUCAGAUACUCAUUGAUAUUACUACAGCAGUCCAUCACUGCCACAGCAACAAGAUUUUACUUUGUGAUAUCACGCCAGCCAGCUUUAUUAUUGUGAAUGAUGGAUCUUUGAAAACUAAGCUGGCCAGUUUCCUGCAUGCUAGAAGUGGGGAAUGCGAAGACUCAAGCAACACUGCUGACGGUUACAUUAAUGAUAUCAACUUCCUGUGCUUCCAAGGUGACAGCAAGGAGAAUAUAGCAGCGUAUUUUAGUUCUCCUGAGAGCCUUUCCAACAGAACUUUUUCCAAGUAUACAGAUGUAUGGAUGCUUGCUACAACCUUAUAUUCAGUCCUUCUAUAUGGCAGAAGACCAUUUGAAGAGCUUUCUCAUGUCAACAUUUUUGAUUUUGUGAAUGAGAUUAAAUCACAACAUACUGCAAGAAAGCCAAUCUCAAUCCCUCCUGAUUUGUGGAAUAUUUUACAAACUAAUUUGGAUUUUCAUGCCACAACACGAACACUAACAGAAGCUGUCUUACAAGACCUGAAAACAUAUCAAAAUAAUUUGGGACCUAGAAGUCAUACCUUCUAUACAGUGACCUCUGUCAGCAGUUAUAUAAAUCCAGAAGAGAUACAGAGGGGCUAUGUGGAUGACACUGGAAAUUAUAUACUAGAAGAAACUGAAGAACUAGAAGGGAAUUCCGUGGACAGCGUAAUACUGCAGGAUGGCUAUCUCAUACAAACCGUAACAGCGAGGAUGAGUCGAAACACAAGAAGACAAAUCUUGCAAUUAGACAAUGAAAAUAUUUUAAAAAUAAAUGAAAUAAAAACAGAUUUCUAUAAGACAGUUUUGUUGUCAAAUGCUUUCAAUGGACAUCUUCUCAGUGAGACCAACCAAGAAGUUUCAAGAGACCAGCUCUUUUCUUACUUCCACCAAAUAACUCUUGGCUUACAGGAGCUACACAAGCACAACAUUGUACUCUGUGACUUGAGAUGUAGUAGCAUCUACAUCAAUCCAAACGAGGGCACAUUGAAAAUUGGACAUGUAGGAAGAGCAGUGUCUUUGGAUGGCAUAUCAACAUUCCCAUAUGCUAUGAAAUUGAUGCCUGCAGAUGCUUCAAAAUGGUCAGCACCAGAAGUCAGGGAUAACAGCAUGUAUUCUAAAGCUUCUGACAUCUUCAACUUGGCGGCUGUAUUUUGGGAAGCAAUAAGUCUCCAUAUAAACACAAUUUAUCAAAAUCAACCCCUGGAGUCAUUUCAACAUUGCAGGACACAUUUGGAAGAAUAUUGUCACUCUGUAAGCAUUCAAAACACAAGUGAAGAUCCAGUGAAUAAACUAGUGAAAUGUGUACUGAAAUGUUGGAAUCGAAAUCCUACAAGAAGGCCUACUUUGGACGUGAUACUCAAUACCAUUAAAGAAAUAACAACUCAUAAUGCUACGGGCUGCUCAACGGCUGUAGAAAGAAUUGAAUAUUUUGUGUCUGAAGAUGAAGAAGAGGAGGAAAUGUCAGAAGAUGUAUAUGAAACAAUUAUUGACUGUUCCUCUACUGAUCUCUCAUCUGACUCCUCUGAUUUCUAUGAUUUUUCAUCUACUGGAUUCUAUGUUGACUAUGCUUGGGGAAGUGUGGUUAGAGAAUUUACACUUAUACAUGUACCUUCAAACAACACCAGACCCUUUAUUGAGUUGAAAGAAACAUCUACUUAUAAUGACAUUGGUAUUUCACCGAGGAACAAAACACAUUCUAAGAGAGGAAUUAUUUUAUAGGUGGUUCCUCAUGA